UGCGAGCGCAACACGAGCGACAUACCUUAAUUCAUUCUUCCUAUUUUUGUUGAAUUUUCAUUUCGAAAGUUUUAUAAUUUCAUUAAUAUUCGCAAUUAUAAAAAACAUUUUAGAAUUAAAUAAUAAAGUGAUGCAAAUAUUAACUUCUACCAAUAGAUAAAAAAGUGAAAAAAUUGCAAAGGCAAAACUCAAAAAAGUGAAAAGUAACCGCCUUUGCCGAUUCCACGCCAUUCGUUCGUUAUUGCAAACGAACGACUCGUCAUUUGUGACUUUUUGCGUUUUUGUUCUUCUGUUUACGGCUUAUUCGCCGCUCGUCCAUUUACGCAGUGUCAAAGACUAUCGGAAUUUUUUUAUUUGUCGGCUUGUUUCUGAACAAAUUGCUUUAUUAUCAUCGAGUUUUCCUGCAGGAUUAAUUAAUCAGAUUGUUUCCGCACUGACUGUUGCCGCCUUUACAAAGCUGAAUUGAUUUGUGCUGACCAGAGCGGAGGAGCCACAUACCAAAAUGUCGCGCAAAUCGCUAAAUGUACGCGUCACCACCAUGGACGCCGAGCUGGAGUUUGCCAUACAACACACGACCACCGGCAAGCAGCUCUUCGAUCAGGUCGUCAAAACGAUCGGCCUGCGCGAGGUCUGGUUCUUUGGCCUGCAGUACACCGAUUCAAAGGGUGAUUCCACAUGGAUCAAACUUUACAAAAAGCCAGAGUCGCCAGCCAUAAAAACCAUAAAGUACUUGAAACGCGUCAAGAAAUAUGUGGAUAAGAAAACAGCCGAUGGCCAUCAGAACAGCAAUGAUGUUAGCGACGAAGACGACGAUGCCGAUGACAUGACUGGAUCAAUGCCAUUCUCCACUUGGGUUUUGAACCAAGACGUGAAGAAGGAGAAUCCUCUGCAGUUCAGAUUCCGCGCCAAAUUCUACCCGGAAGACGUUGCUGAGGAGCUCAUUCAGGACAUUACGCUGCGCUUGUUCUAUUUACAAGUGAAGAAUGCCAUACUAUCCGACGAAAUCUAUUGUCCCCCAGAAACGUCCGUGUUGCUCGCUUCGUAUGCCGUUCAAGCGCGCCAUGGCGACUACAACAAGAGCAUGCACACAGCCGGCUUUUUGGCUAACGACCGCCUGUUGCCGCAACGUGUCAUCGACCAACACAAAAUGUCCAAGGACGAAUGGGAGCAGUCGAUUAUGAACUGGUGGAAGGAGCAUCGCGGCAUGUUGCGCGAGGAUGCCAUGAUGGAGUACUUGAAGAUCGCACAGGAUCUUGAGAUGUAUGGUGUGAACUACUUCGAAAUCCGCAAUAAAAAGGGCACCGACCUGUGGUUGGGCGUGGACGCGCUCGGUCUGAACAUCUAUGAGCAGGACGACAAGCUGACGCCGAAAAUCGGUUUUCCUUGGUCGGAAAUCCGUAACAUUUCAUUUUCGGAUAAGAAGUUUAUUAUCAAGCCAAUCGAUAAGAAAGCGCCCGAUUUUGUCUUCUUUGCGCCGCGUGUACGCAUCAACAAACGAAUCCUGGCCUUGUGCAUGGGCAAUCACGAACUGUACAUGAGACGUCGCAAGCCCGACACAAUUGAUGUGCAGCAGAUGAAGGCGCAAGCACGCGAGGAGAAGAAUGCCAAGCAACAAGAACGUGAGAAACUGCAGUUGGCACUAGCGGCACGCGAACGUGCUGAAAAGAAGCAGCAAGAGUAUGAGGAUCGCUUGAAGCAGAUGCAAGAAGAAAUGGAGCGCUCCCAGAAGGACUUGCUGGAAGCGCAGGAGAUGAUUCGCCGUCUCGAGGAGCAAUUGCGUCAACUGCAGGCAGCCAAGGACGAGUUGGAGCUGCGCCAGAAAGAACUGCAAGCUAUGUUGCAACGUCUUGAGGAGGCAAAGAAUAUGGAAGCAGCUGAGAAAGCCAAGCUGGAGGAGGAGAUCAUGACCAAACAAAUGGAAGUACAACGCAUUCAGGACGAGGUGAACGCCAAGGACGAAGAGACUAAACGUCUGCAAGACGAAGUGGAGGAAGCUAGACGCAAGCAGGUAAGAAAACUGGAAACAAAUUUGCCUAUUGCCUUCGUACAAAAGACUAACUAUAUUUUGCGUAUGCAGGCGGAAGCUGCUGCAGCGCUUUUGGCCGCGUCAACCACACCUCAACAUCAUCAUGUAGCCGAGGAUGAAAAUGAGAAUGAGGAGGAGCUGACGAAUGGUGACGGUGGCGGUGAUGUUUCACGCGAUCUGGAUACAGAUGAACAUAUCAAGGAUCCCAUCGAGGACAGACGCACACUGGCCGAGCGCAACGAGCGCCUGCAUGAUCAAUUGAAGGCUCUGAAACAAGACUUGGCACAAUCACGCGACGAAACGAAAGAAACGCAAAAUGAUAAGAUCCAUCGGGAAAACGUGCGUCAAGGUCGCGACAAGUACAAGACAUUGCGCGAAAUACGUAAGGGCAACACAAAGCGUCGCGUGGAUCAAUUUGAAAAUAUGUAAAUUGGAGAGUGGCAGCUUGGUGCGCACUGGCCGAGGAUGACUGGUAUCACUAUGACGCCAGUCCUUUGUAUAGAACAACAAGAUCAACAGAAGCGGCUAUAUCAACAAUAAAACAACAACAAUUACCAGCAAGCAAUCAACCAACUAACAAAAAACACCUCCGCUCGAUCGGCGACCUUCAAGUCGAUCGUUAUUUAAAUGAAAGAAUUACUAUUUACGAAUUAAGAAUUGAAAUUUGAUACACUUUUGAUAAGAUAAAGUCUUCGAUGUCGCAAAGUAGAUAAAACCCUAAAGAAAAACAAAAAAAAAAAUCAUAAACGCUUACAAAUCAAAUUCGUAGAAACAAUCAAAUGCAUUUUCUUUUCUUUUUGAAUAUAAAGUAAAUCUAAUGACAAAUGACAAACGUAAGAAAAAGAAAGAUUGCUGUUCCUCCUAAAAGUUAACGAUUUCGUUGUAAAGUCGUUUACAUUUUUGUUUUUGCCUUUUAUUCAUUUUUUAAUCUAAUUUGCGAAAUAUUCCUGUGCUUUUAGCAUUUAUUUAAAAUCUUUUAAGUAUUUAAACUUAAACUGAAAGUUUGCGAGUAUUUUUGAAAUCAUACUGAAAAUAUUUUUCCCGAGCGAUACUAAAAUGUCAAUUGUUUUUUCUCCCUUUUAGUCACUUAAAAUCGCCAAAAUGAAAAACGUAAAUCCAGGCAUUUCUUGAAUCGUUCCGUCUUAAUUAUUUUAUUAUUGAGUACCAACUUUAUAUAUACACACAGAUAUAUAUAUAAAUUGUAUUUUUUUUUGUUUUUUUGAGAAAAACUUUUAAAUGAUAUAAUAAAAGAUAAUUUAAGGCAUAGUUGUUCUAUAUAUAUAAUUAUUACACAUUAUUAUUAAAUAACAGUACUAUUAAUUUGAAAGGAUAAAUAUAAAUGGAAGUCGAAUCAUUCAAGCAAGAGAAAAGAGCAACGCAACGGGAAUCCAUUUACACAAAAAUUGUUAUUAUUACUUGGCAAAAUAAUUAUAUUAUACAUAAUAUAAUAAAAUAAAAAUAAACCAUUGUAUUAUUAGAAGAAGUUGGAAGAAACGUAAAGUAAAUAACUUAAAGUUUUGAGUAAAGGGAGAUGGGAUUUCGAAAAACUUCAAUAUAUUAUUUUAAGUCGGACGUCGGCUGCAAUUAGCAUCAUUAUUUUUACAUUUGUUUUAAGAGAAAUAAGUACCACCACCAAUGGAAUGGAAGAAUACAUUAAAAGUGUUGUUGGUGAAGUUGAAAACCAUUCACAUUUGUUAUUGUGGAAGUAUCGAGCGUUAUGCUAGGGAUUUUCGCUACUGGAGUUGGCUUGACGGACAAUGACGACAUACAUAACACAAACCGACUCAGAAAGCAACUUGCUAAAACAGACCUAUCGUUACCACUUGCUCCCAACCGACUAUAUGUUUUCUUGUUUUUUUAAUUAAAAGCAUGUUUAAUUCCACUAGGUUAUAGCUAAGAUUUUUUGAAGUUAAAGUAUUACAACUAUAGAGAAGACGAAUAUACUGCAUUCUCAACCACUUGGUAGGCCAAUAAAUAAAAAAAUAAAAGUAAUGAAAAAAUUGCUGAAAUACCAAACAAUAGCGAUUGGUUUAACAGAUCAGCAAAAUGAAAUUUUUAAUCUUAUAAACAAGUAAUUUGGUCCUUCGCGGAGAGUGAAGUUGAUGUUUUGUAUACAUAUAAAUAUGAAAAUGCGAUAAAAUUAAUUUGCAUAAAUGUAAAAAAAAAAAUAAACUGGUUUUAAUGGAACAAUAAAAAAGCAAAUGGUUGAUUUAUAAAUAAAACAAAAAUGAUUUUGAUAUGAAAAUCCUA
This is a messenger RNA of Bactrocera neohumeralis, 4276 nucleotides long. RefSeq names its product moesin/ezrin/radixin homolog 1 (gene Moe). Gene Ontology annotation, molecular function: cell adhesion molecule binding; actin binding. The transcript has 8 exons. The record is from RefSeq and is a predicted model, not a curated record. The coding region runs from base 503 to 2455 and encodes 650 amino acids. Gene Ontology annotation, biological process: positive regulation of protein localization to early endosome; regulation of cell shape; regulation of organelle assembly. Gene Ontology annotation, cellular component: cytoskeleton; microvillus; filopodium. Lineage: Eukaryota; Metazoa; Arthropoda; Insecta; Diptera; Tephritidae.